AUGAGGGUCGAUAGGGAAGAUAAAGCCAUCAGCAGUAGUAUUAGACUGGUUAAUGAAUGGGGUGCCUUUGUGGCCAAAAGGAGUGUUAGUACUUGCAAACAAGCCAAAUCCGAAACAAUACCCCUUUACAGAGGAACAAGCGAAUUGGGUACAAAAGAAAAUAACCCG
Molecule: messenger RNA, 168 nt
Organism: Racocetra fulgida
Lineage: Eukaryota; Fungi; Glomeromycota; Glomeromycetes; Diversisporales; Gigasporaceae
Source: the annotation of a GenBank genome assembly